CUUCCCACUGUUGCUGGCAGCCGAAGAACUCCCAAACGACCGAUCAAGAGGACACGCGUUUCCUCAGCCUGCAAUUCAUGCCGUGCACGUAAGACAAAGUGCAAUAAUGAGCAGCCACAAUGCAGCGAAUGCGUCAAGCGUGACACCACGUGUACAUACACUGAGUCUGAAGCAUGCGUCGCGAAUUUCGAACGACAGCUAGAGAAAGUGUUUGAAUUGAUGAGGUCUAUGCCAGAACAAGACGCACUCGAAGUGUUUCGACGCGUUCGCAUGAAUGACAAGAUCGAAGAUAUUCUUGCGCAUGUCAAAGAAGGGGAUCUGCUUGUGCAGUUAUCACUCGUUCCUGGGUCUAACCGCCGCUAG
Molecule: messenger RNA, 363 nt
Organism: Macroventuria anomochaeta
Lineage: Eukaryota; Fungi; Ascomycota; Dothideomycetes; Pleosporales; Didymellaceae
Exons: 3
Biological process (GO): regulation of DNA-templated transcription
Molecular function (GO): DNA-binding transcription factor activity, RNA polymerase II-specific; zinc ion binding
Source: RefSeq, a predicted model, not a curated record